Poecile atricapillus (Black-capped chickadee) is the source of this 4002-nucleotide messenger RNA. RefSeq names its product DNA polymerase lambda (gene POLL). Gene Ontology annotation, cellular component: nucleus. The coding region runs from base 886 to 2616 and encodes 576 amino acids. NCBI's taxonomy places the organism in Eukaryota, Metazoa, Chordata, Aves, Passeriformes, Paridae. The record is from RefSeq and is a predicted model, not a curated record. Gene Ontology annotation, molecular function: DNA binding; DNA-directed DNA polymerase activity. The transcript has 8 exons. Gene Ontology annotation, biological process: double-strand break repair via nonhomologous end joining.
ACAGAAGCAAGGGCUUGAGUCGAGCUCUGGGUUGGUCGUCAGAGGAUUAUGUUUAAUACUCAGUUGAGAAAGUGACCGUAGCAGGAAGCCAUGGCCUGAUGGGACCAUUUUCAGCUUUUCCAGGUUUGAUAAGAUAGGUUUGUGCUGGAGUGUGUGGCAGAACUUUAAGAGAAACACAGAGUGCUGCACAGAGAGGAAACUAGAUUGGUGUUUUCUUAGUGCUGCAGCCACAUAGAAGGGGCUCUUGGGUUAUAAAGCAAUUCAGGGCUUGUGUGGGCUACGGAAAAAUGAGCUUCCUUGUAUCCUGAUAGUUCAAGCUCCAAAGUUUGCAUUUGCAAGGCUUGUCAUGGUAAAGCUACAGUUGUAUGCAUAUUGAACUUGGCUAGUUAAUAUUUAGUAAUUUGCUAUUUUCAGAUAAAGCCAAGUAGGGAGUUUUUCUCUUGUGGCUGUGUGAAUCAGUGUUUUAUCUCAUAGGUGACUGGAUUUCAGCCCUGGCAGGAGAAGUGUUUUCCUCUUCGGAAUGUGCUUAAGAAAUACCUGCAAAGUAAAGUUGCUUCUUUAGGCUGAGCAGAUAGGAGCUGCAAAAUGUUAAAGCAGUUGAAUGCUUUCCAUUGUAAGAACUCAGUUGUAGAGGUUUCUAAGACAUUAAGGCAGGGUUCAGUUAAGUGACUUUCUGACUUUGGUUUUUCUGACCUUGUGGGCUGCAGUUCUUCUGGUUGCCUUCCUCAGGCUGAGCAUUUUUUGAAGGCAACAACAGAAAACUUCAGAACAGCAAAGACAGUGAGCAACGUUAGUGAAUCUUGAGUUGUGAUUAGGUAAGAUUUAAACAACCUUGCUCUUUUUUAUUUGUAUUUAGCAAUUGCUGCUAACCUUCCCACCAGGCCUAUGGAGCCACAAGGGAUUGUAAAAGCCUUUCCCAAGAGGAAGAAGGUGAGGGAUGACUCAGGAAAAAGCAUCCCUACAAAGAUCCUGAAAGAGGAGGGAACAGAGAUACCUGACGCAGAGUGGCUGAAACCAGUCAUUGCCUACGUGCUGCAAGCCGGCAUUGGCCAGGCCAGGGCUGAGAUCUUCCACAGGCAGAUUGUCCAGAACGGGGGUGUUGUACACAGCCAGCUCUCCUCGGAGGUGACACACGUCAUUGUGGCUGAGGACAUGGACUGUGAUCGCGCCUUUCGGCUCCUCAGAUUAACCAAGCUGCGCCCAGGGCUGCAGCUGGUGAAGGCAUCCUGGCUUAGUGCUUGCAUUAGAGACCAGAAGCUGCUGAGUACUGCUGGCUAUGGCAUCUUUAUCCCUCACAGGUACCUAGAGGACGAAGAAUUCCAGAAAGAACAGCAACAGAUCCUGGAGAGAGAAAAAAUUCAGCCCCCAGCAGAGGAGGUAGCAGUGAAACUGAAUACUGAAUCACAGGUGGAGGAUUCCUCACAGCAAGGCUUGGGCACCCUUGGACAGCAGCAACUGGCUGAGAAAUACUCUAAUGAUGAAGACAGUGAAGGAGAAGAUGCUGGUGUCACCCAGGGAGACCUGGAAGCAUUGAUUUCUGGCCGCUACCCUGUGAAAUCAUCAGAGGAGAUCAAGGACACAGUGGCCCAGCCUCCCAGCAAGUGGGUUUGUGCCCAGUCUUCCAACACCAAGAAGGAAAAUCACAACCAGUGCAUCACAGAGAAGCUGGAAGUGCUGGCAAAGGCUUACUCUGUCCAGGGGGACAAGUGGAGAGCUCUGGGCUACUCCAAAGCAAUCAAUGCACUCAAAAGCUACCACAAACCAGUCACCUCCUACCAGGAAGCCUGUAAAAUCCCUGGGAUUGGGAAGCGGAUGGCAGAGAAGAUCCUGGAGAUCUUGGAGAGUGGGCACCUGCGCAAACUGGAUCACAUCAGUGAGAGUGUCCCUGUGCUGGAGUUAUUUUCCAACAUCUGGGGAGCAGGGGUCAAGACAGCUCAGAUGUGGUACCAGCAGGGUUUCCGGACACUGGAUGACAUCCGCACCAAGGCCACUCUGACCAGCCAGCAGGCUGUGGGGCUGAAGCACUACACGGAUUUCCUGGAGCGCAUGCCUCGGGAGGAAGCUGCAGAAAUAGAGCAGACGGUCAGACAAGCUGCCCUGGCCCUGAAACCUGGCCUUGUGUGUGUUGCCUGUGGCUCCUACCGUCGGGGGAAGGCCACCUGUGGGGAUGUGGAUGUGCUGGUCACUCACCCAGAUGGGCAGUCUCACCGUGGGGUGUUCAGCAAGCUGCUCAACAGCCUCCACAGGAGUGGCUUCCUUACAGAUGACCUGGUGAGUCAGGAGGACAAUGGUGAUCAACAGAAGUACCUGGGCGUGUGCCGCCUGCCCGGGCCAGCGCAGCGUCACCGCAGGCUCGACAUCAUUGUGGUGCCGUACCGGGAGUUCGCCUGUGCCCUGCUCUACUUCACAGGCUCGGCUCACUUCAACCGCUCCAUGCGUGCCCUGGCCAAGACCAAGGGCAUGAGCCUGUCGGAGCACGCGCUCAGCUCGGCCGUGGUGCGAGGCCCUGGGGGUGCCAAGGUGUCAUCUGGCCAUACUCUGCCCACUCCCACCGAGAGAGAUGUCUUCAUUCAGCUGGGGCUGCCUUACCGGGAGCCCUCUGAACGGGACUGGUGAUGCUUGGUUGUCACCCUGGGCUUGCUGCUGUGCUGUUGUUUUGAAGGAUCUGAUUUCCCCAAUGGUGGAAAGGCUCUGUGGUGCCUGCAGGCUGAGGAACAUAUCGCAGCAAACUCUGGGACUCCCUUGCAAGUGUGAGGCUGGCUGCUGGGCAGAGCUCUGUGGCUUCCUCAGCAGAGGCUGUGGGCUGGAACCACGCUGGAAAUGCUGUCUUGGUGUGGUUUCCAAAAGGGCUCAUUGCCCAGCAGCUACCUGGCCCUGCUGUCCCCAUCUUUGGAAGACUGGGCUGCAGAACCUUGUGAUCCAGGCCCUGACAGUGCUUGGGAGCAAGGGAAGUGGAAUUCCUCUUGUAUCUGAGCACUGAUACUCCGAAUAUAUGAACACUGAUACUUCCUCUGUAUCUGAGCACUGAGACUCCGAAAUUUCUGUUCUGAGCUGUGAAUGAAGGUAGCAGAGGUCUAGCUUGGUUCUGUGACAGGCCUUCCUCCUCACUUCUGCUGGCAGCUGCUACUGCAGGAGUCUCGAUGGGUUAACCUAUGCUGCUGCUGUGUCCUUCAGUCUGAGCUGAUGUGUCCUUUGAUGGGUCCCAUUGCACAGGGCCAGGCUGCCGUGACUGCUCCCAACCUUAUGUUGUGAGGAUCCUCCAGAUUUACUGAGAGUCCUGGUCUGCCUCAAGAGCUCCUUUCUUUUCAGUGCAGGAGCAGGGCAGAGCUUGCAGCUUGGGGAGCUGUGCUCAGGAAGGGUUUGAAUGUAAUGGCACUGAACGUAAUCCUGCAGGGCUGUGUGUCUGUCUGUAGGAGGCAUGGAUACAGAAACACAAGGAGACAGUUAAGUUCUAAUUGUGCCAAAGCAAAGCUUUUUCCCUUUUCUUUUGUUUGGAAGCCAUGGAGCCAUCUGGUCUUUGAUCAGGGAAAGUGUGUGUGUUUGUGUAUACAUGUGCAUGUGGCUGGUCCCACCAGUUCCAUGGGAGUGAAUUUUAUUUCUCAGGAAACCUCGACUAUUUUAUAUUGUGGAGAUGAAUUUCCCAGAGACAUUGAGUGCUCUGUUACAGGUAUUGCAGUGGUUGCUCCUGGCAGAGGUGCCAUGGUGGGCAUUUCUGUACCAGGACCCUGGGGCUCUUGCUCCCUUGUGGGGGAUCUAGCCCUGUCAUGUACAGUGACAAAGCUGCAUGUUUGCUGCUAGGGCAGGCACAAACCAGGUGGGUUUGCACAUUUCCUGUGGCUGCUGGGCACCAGCAGGGCUGGGGCUUUGCUGAGGUGGCCCAGACCCCAGCAGUGACAUUUGUCAGCCGAGCCUUUAUGCUGGACACCUGAGGGAAAUUAAUGUCUUUUGGCAUGUCUUGGUGCUUUGAAAUUUGAAGUGUAAUAAAUAAAUCCCUUCUCUUUG